AUGACGAAGACGCAGAAUGUGUCAGAUCAUUUUCACGAUGCUUCAGUUCCUAUAGACGGCAUGCCAAGGGAGCUUAUAGAAACAUCUAUCAACAAGGAAGUGGACGCCGAUUUACCCCCGAGUCAGAAUUUUGGGACUUUCGCUACAACCAAGUUCGAUCCAGCGAUAUCAAGGCUAGUUCUCCAAAGCGUUUCUCGCAACCAGGCAUGUGUGGAAGAGUACCCAUCUAUAGCCCGGUUCCAGCAGCGAUGCGUCUCGAUUCUGGCCAACAUGUGGAAUGCGCCUUCGGCCGAUUCUGCUUGGGGAAUUGCCACGACAGGAUCAAGCGAAGCAGUCCUACUUGCCGGCCUAGCUUUCAAACAUCGCUGGCUGCUCAUGCACACGCAUCAGCCUCAGACUAAUAUGAACGUGAUCAUUGGUGACAACGCACAUCUUUGUGUCAGGAAAUUCGCAGAUUAUUUUGACGUCGAGGCCAGAGCUGUGCCCGUGAAUGAGCAGUCGGGAUUCGUAUUCGACGUUGACCAACUCAGGGACAAACUCGACAGGAAUACAAUCGGUGUGUUCCUUACACUUGGAAGUACCUACACGGGUCAUUUCGAUCCCGUCGAGAGAGUCUGCAAAAUUCUUGAUGAAUUCGAGCUUCAGACAGGCCACAACAUCCCAGUUCAUGUUGAUGCUGCCAGUGGUGGCUUCAUAGCCCCGUUUACAUCUGGUAAUGAAAGGUUUUUAUGGGACUUCCGUCUGCGUCGGGUGGCCUCCAUCAAUACCUCAGGGCAUAAAUUUGGCCUGACACCACUUUGUGUUGGUUGGUUGCUAUGGAGAGAUAAGUCCCAUAUCCCAAAGAGUCUGCUUCGCGAGUCGUCGUAUCUUCGUGGCACGCAGACUGCCUUUACGCUCAGUUUCUCCAGGUCGGCAAUGCCCAUCACUGCUCAGUACUUCAACUUCUACAGCAAGGGGAUGAAUGGAUAUAGAGCGCAUGUGAAUGAUUCUUUGAUAAAAGCACAAGUUCUCAGCGAAAGGUUGGAAAGUACUGGCUAUUUCACAUGUUUGAGCGACAUUCAUCGCAAAGCCCGUCGGAGCAAGACUAUGUGCGACUCGCAUGCCCGGGAGUCCGAUUCAUUCAACCCGGGACUUCCGAUCGUCGUUUUCAGAUUACUCCCUGAUGUAAAGAAGAGACAUGCGGACUUGACGCUCUCUGUUAUCAGCGAUGUCUUGUACGAUAUGAAUAUUUCGAUUCCUAGUUUUACGCUUUCGGGCUGGGGAUUCAAUGGAGAGGAUAUUGAAGUCAUGAGAAUUGUGGUGCGCGAGGAGUCCACGGCUGAUGAGAUGGCAAAUAUUCUCCGACAUUUGCUCGAUGCCGUGAAAAGAUUGGCAAGCAAGGAUGUGGAAUGCGUUCAACAUAUUUAG
Molecule: messenger RNA, 1407 nt
Organism: Penicillium oxalicum
Lineage: Eukaryota; Fungi; Ascomycota; Eurotiomycetes; Eurotiales; Aspergillaceae
Product: Glutamate decarboxylase B
Exons: 4
Coding region: 1-1407 (468 amino acids)
Biological process (GO): L-glutamate catabolic process
Cellular component (GO): cytosol
Molecular function (GO): glutamate decarboxylase activity; pyridoxal phosphate binding
Source: RefSeq, a predicted model, not a curated record